CACUGAAUCUUCAGCACAGAAGAAGUGUGUUCCUGUACAACAGCUCCUUGUCUUCUGGAGACCCUGUUAUUAACAUAGGCAUAUUCAGUGUAGUCUUUAACCAUUUCCAUACGCAAGAUUCUACUUGGCUUAUUAAAGAGCAUUGACAAACAACAGCCUACAGUGGCAAUGGGUUGCUCUGCUUCCGGAGCAGUUUCUUCCAAGAAUGGUCAGGAAAUGAAUGGCAAAUCCAAACCUUCGAAAUCACAGAGUCGGGUAAUAGUAAAAGAUGACCCGCGGAUACCCAUUGCAGGUCGUCAAGUGUACCUCCUCAAGAGGUCAUGGAAGGCAAUAGCAAGAAACAUGGACGAGACCGGCAUCACUAUGUUUAUGAGUCUCUUCGAGCAGAACGAGAGUGUGAAGAACUUCUUCAGUACCAUCAACAAAGACGUGACCUUGACGGAACUACGCGAGAGCGGACUGCUGGAGAGUCACGUGCGCGGAGUGAUGCUGACAAUAGAUGAGGCAAUGAUGUCGCUUGAUGAGCCGGACUUUGUCAUCGAUAUGCUUAUGCACGUUGGGAAAACACACUUGCGUUUUAAUAAGUUUGAUCCCGAAAUAUUUUGGCUCAUCCGGGAACCAUUCCUCAUGGCAGUGAAGGAGACACUCGGGGACAGAUACUCCGCCCACAUGGCUGAUAUCUAUCACAAAGCCAUCUGCUUCAUACUGACUACACUCAUCUCAGGGUUCAAGCUUGGGCAGAAGGAGAAGAGUAUCACUUCCAUCAAGUGAGAGACACGACGGCAGCAAUUUGCGCAACAUUUGAUUGGUGGCAGGUGCAUCUUUGUUUCGCAUUCUAAUAAACUACAGUGGACUGUAGAAGGAAUAUUACCUCUGUACAAAAUAUUGUGUAUCUUUUGGAUCACUGCAGUCAAACUACAAAUUAAAUAAUUGUCAGAAAUUUGUUUAUUGUAUUGGUAAUCAUAUUUAUCGUCAUCGUUUUAAUAUGCAAAACGAACAUAAAUCUUAUCAUGAUAUAAAUAACAAUUAUGAAAAUUCUAACGAUAAUUUAGCGCAUGCUUCAUCUCAACUUUUAACGUUGUAACAUCAGAUACAAAUUGUCUGACUUCAUAUAAAGAUUUUAUAAUAAGGAUCAAGACUAUAUUUUCCAAAGUUAUCGGAAAUGCAUUUAUCUGAAAUCAAAGCAUGAACUAUAUAUAAAUCAUCGAUAUGUGUUUGUUAUUUAUAGGCCUGUAAAUGCAGAAAUAACAAACGUUAUCAUAAUUGCCAUAGUCCGGGUUGGCGUGAGACUAAUUUAAUCUCAGUCAUGUGACAUUUAUUACUGCCAAGUAAUAUUUUGUGUAAGAUGCAUAGGCAUAAUUUUGCCGAAGCCAAUUCUGUUAUUUCCCACGAUACAAAUGAAUGUAACACUCAUAUAACGGUGACCUUUGUAGGUUCUUAGACAAAGUGUCGGUACAGAUCUAGAGAUAAUUCAUUGUCAGAAACUACCUACAUAAUCUUACAUCUGUAUAUCUUGUACACGCACGAUUCAACAGUAGACUCUUGAUUAUAUUUCAAGUUCUAUUUACAAAAAUAAUCCAAACAUAAUAUAAGUGAAUGAUAUUGUUUUGUUAAAUCCCCCAAACAGAGGUGGAAUAUUAUUCAACGCAAAUAUAUAAGUUCCAUAAAGAAAACACCAGAGGAACUGGCACACGUGUUAAAAGUGGGAUCAAAUGGGUGGCGUCAUUACUUUCAGAAGUUGCAAUUGAUAUUCAAGGAUUAUGAGAAUGAGUAUGAACGCUGAUAUGCCAAUUAUAGAGAGCUAAGACAUUUCUUUUUUAGUAUUCCAAAUAAUGAUAUUGUUUGUAUGGUGUCUCGGGGACACGUGUGAACACAUCUUUCCAAGGCGUUCCGACAGCACCUUUACCUGGCAGGUAGAUGGUGUUUACCUGCCAGUAUCCCACACCUGGGAU
Messenger RNA from Haliotis rubra (blacklip abalone), 1952 nucleotides. Its product is annotated as non-symbiotic hemoglobin 1-like. Gene Ontology annotation, molecular function: oxygen binding; heme binding. The coding region runs from base 169 to 771 and encodes 200 amino acids. The transcript is spliced from 4 exons. The record is from RefSeq and is a predicted model, not a curated record. Lineage: Eukaryota; Metazoa; Mollusca; Gastropoda; Lepetellida; Haliotidae.